AGGUGAGAUGUCCGAUUACCACAUCCGGCUCUACAAGGACUCUGAUCAUGGGACGGUGAGGGACAUCUUUGUUCAGGGUUAUUCAGAACCUUACCCCGUGUCCAUCCGCCAUACGCUCCGCCUUCCCCGAGUCUGGAUCCUCCUCCUUGCCGUGUUCCUCCUUGCCCUGAAGACCACGGGAUCUUCUACAGUCUCAUCUAUGGUGGUGAUCUCCGUCAUACUGGCCUUGCUACUCAAGAACCGAGAUGUGUUCUUUUCCUAUGCCAGGACAUCCCUGGCCGGCGACAUGUUGGAUAUCCGGAAACAUUAUCUUCAGCGGGACGGUUGCUGCUUCUGGGUGGCAGAAUCGGAAGGAGAAAUUGUGGGCAUGGCGGCGGCGGCCCCAUUUCCCCAUCCUGGCGGACAGAACCGAGUGGAGCUCAAGAGGCUGUCGGUUCCCAAGGAACAUCGGGGCAGAGGCAUCGGCAAGGCUCUGUGUAAGACGGUCAUUGACUUUGCCCGGACGUCUGGAUAUCAGGCCGUCGUCUUGGAAACGACAAUGUUCCAUGUGGAUUCGGUACGUCUGUACAAGAGGUUGGGCUUCAGGAUUACGCACGUCAUUCACCCAGAGGAGUAUUUUGCCAAAUUUAUAGACUUUAAAGACAUUUUCUUCCUUUAUGAUCUUUCCAAACAGCAAUAAAAGGUUUCAUGUCUUCUGUUUCUUA
This is a messenger RNA of Rana temporaria (common frog), 704 nucleotides long. RefSeq names its product probable N-acetyltransferase CML1. Lineage: Eukaryota; Metazoa; Chordata; Amphibia; Anura; Ranidae. Bases 8 to 679 code for a protein of 223 amino acids. Gene Ontology annotation, molecular function: N-acetyltransferase activity. The transcript has a single exon. The record is from RefSeq and is a predicted model, not a curated record.